AUGUCAAAUAAUAUUGAAAAGAAAUAUCCUGUACCUCCAUUUUCAUUAGAAAGUGCUAUCGAAAAGGUAAGAAAAGCAGAAGAUGCAUGGAAUAGUAGAGACCCCGAAUUAGUUUCAAAGGCAUAUUCAAUAGAUUCAAAAUGGAGAAAUCGUAAUGAAUUUAUCAAUGGUAGAGAAGAAAUUGCUCAGUUUUUAACAAGAAAAUGGAAAAAAGAAAGUGAAUAUCGUUUAAUUAAAGAAAUUUGGGUACAUGGGGAUUAUAAAAUAGCAGUUAGAUUCGCAUAUGAAUGGAAAGAUCAAGAAACUCAAAAAUAUUAUCGUAGCUAUGGUAAUGAAAAUUGGAAAUUUAAUGACCAAGGUUUAAUGAUUGAAAGACAUGCCAGUAUUAACGAUUUGGAAAUAACUGAAGAUCAACGUAAAUUUAAAUGGCCCCAAGGUAGAAGACCAGACGAUCAUCCAGGAUUAACAGAACUAGGUUUAUAA
Messenger RNA from Dictyostelium purpureum, 483 nucleotides. RefSeq lists its product as uncharacterized. The transcript has a single exon. The coding region runs from base 1 to 483 and encodes 160 amino acids. The record is from RefSeq and is a predicted model, not a curated record. NCBI's taxonomy places the organism in Eukaryota, Evosea, Eumycetozoa, Dictyosteliales, Dictyosteliaceae.